AGCGUAUGAACUAGUGACGCGGAGGUUCAUGGGAAAUGCGUUCAAAUAAACCAUGCAUGACGCAGAAGCUUUCUUGGCACGGGAAACUUGCUUGACGCGGGAGUUUGUUUGACGCGGGAUUUUUUAAAGAGCCAUUAUGGCCGACGCAGUACGCAUUAACGUAAUGCUUAAAGUGUAUAAGCACGAGAGCAAAAAUCAAUGUUCCAUGUUCUCUUUGAAAGAAGUACCAAUAUUCAAAAAUGUCCAAGAGUUUAAAAGCUAUUUAGUGAAAAAACACGCUGAAGAAAUAAGCCCAGCAAAGGACAUCAGCAGUUUUGACCUUGGUUAUUAUGGCACGAGAGGAAGAAAACUGACCAUUUGUACUGAGGAACACCUAAGAGAGGCCUAUUUAGCUGAAAGCCUAAACUAUGUCACAUUUUGGUUGAAGCCACAUACGCAUUUCGAAAAAACAAGUUUGCCAAAGAAACGAGAGACUGUGGACGAGGACGAAGUCAUGUGUCUUGAUUUCAAGGCGUCAAAAAACAAGAAGAAGAAAAAUGAUUCCGUCGAAGAAGACAAGUGCCUUUUCAAUAACUAUUUGUCGAGGCUACGUGAAACACAUGGCUCAGUUCUUAGCGAUUUUAAACUGAAGUGUUGGGCGUGCAGAUGACAGGGAUAGCAGUAAUCCUGGGACCCCAAUUGCCAUACCAUCUUUGCGUUUGAGCUCGAUAGCCUCGAAAACUGUAUCCAAAGCGUCUCGAAAUUCGUUUAUCCUGUAAUGCAGAAACAUUUGUUAUA
This is a messenger RNA of Actinia tenebrosa (Australian red waratah sea anemone), 777 nucleotides long. RefSeq lists its product as uncharacterized. NCBI's taxonomy places the organism in Eukaryota, Metazoa, Cnidaria, Anthozoa, Actiniaria, Actiniidae. The record is from RefSeq and is a predicted model, not a curated record.